This is a messenger RNA of Penaeus vannamei (Pacific white shrimp), 962 nucleotides long. The record is from RefSeq and is a predicted model, not a curated record. Lineage: Eukaryota; Metazoa; Arthropoda; Malacostraca; Decapoda; Penaeidae.
GGUUCCACUUCCAUUGCUCAGGGACAUCAUGGACCGCCUGGUGCCUCUGCUGCUCGGGGUCGCUCUGGUGACCCCAGGCCUGGCCGAGGUCAUCUCGAGACGCACCUGUGGAGAAGUUGCUGGGGACUUCUACCAGUUCUCAGCCAAGACCCUUAACGGUUCAAACCUCAUUGAGUUCGAGGAAUACCGAGGGAAGGUGGUGCUGGUUGCCAAUGUCGCGACUUACUGAGGUCUCACCAUCCCCUCAUACAACCAAAUGAAUGCACUUGCUGAGUAUUAUGAGGGCCAAGAUCUCGUCAUACUCGGUUUCCCUUGCAACCAGUUCGGUUUGCAAGAGCCGGGAGCCACUGCCGACGAGCUCCUGAAUGGCGUCCGUUACGUCCGUCCGGGUGGCGGCUUCGAGACCCGGAUGACGGUGUUCCAGAAGACGCAGGUCAACGGCGACAACGAGGACCCCAUCUUCACGUUCUUGAAGAGCGGCUGUGAAUACACAGACACAGACUUCGAGUCGGGUCUGUACUACGAGCCCCUAAGGGUCGGAGAUCUUCACUGGAACUUCGAGAAAUUCCUCCUCAACAGGGAAGGAAAACCCGUCUACAGGUACCACCCUUCCGUCAUCGACCCCGAGGACCUGAAGGCGGACAUCAACGCCCUUCUUAAUGCUUAGAAGAAGAAGGACCUGUGAACUCUAGGCCUAUAAGGGAAAGCCCUCGUCUCCUGACCUCGAAGCCACGCCCACGACUGCCCUGACGUAUGACCACGCCGCCCUAAACCUUCGGGAGGGCGGCGUGUGAGGGUGGGGCGAGAGGUGGGCGGGCUCUUGUGCAUUCUGCUCGCCCGUCUCUGUCCCGUGGGGGGUUGUGGGCGUGGUUUUGGGCGUGGGGGCGGGGCUUGGACAUCUACCUCGGUGCCGAUCAACGAAACUGAUUUUGUAAGCACGUUAAUAAAUUGAUAUUUCAUGA